AUGGUUAGAUUCAAAUACAAGACCUUGAAGACCUAUCUUCCCCGGGUACGGUUUCUCACGGUGCAUUAUGCCUACUUCAUUGGGGUCUCCUUCAUCACCUCGGCCAUCUUCUGGGGCACGUCUUCACCGGCCCAGAGUGUUCGAUACAUUGACUCGCUAUUUUUGACUGUCAGCGCCAUGACCCUCGCUGGCCUGAAUACGGUCAAUCUGUCUACGCUGAAUACGUUCCAGCAAGUCCUGCUGUUCUUCCUCAUAAUGUUUGGAUCCGCGAUCUGGGUAUCCAUUGCGGUGGUCCUAGUUCGUAAACAAGCCUUUGAGAAAAGGUUCGGGGAGAUUGUAAGGGAAGAGCGGCUCCGGAAGAGAACUCGGAGCUCCAUCGGAUUAGGUCGUUUAAUGACGAGGCCGCGCUCUCUCUCCCGGCAGUCUACCGUGACACAGGAACCUGCUCGUCUCUCAGAACCCCCGCUCCAGCUCCGUUCUCCACUUUGGAGAACGCCAGUUGUCCCUAGUAUUCCUCUCCAUCCUGCGAGGUCGCAAGCCCAGAACCAGGAACCUGAUUCAAGGACUGGCCCUCCCGAUGCCAGACAAUCCGACCAACAAGCAGAGCAGAUUCCUUCAGGAGCUAGAGGUGAUGCUGAAUCUGUAGCACCUGACGAAGCACUGCCUAAUGGAUAUCCCCUUGGAGAGCCAAAGAGCAAUACGGAUGCUGAUUCUCAUAUUGCAUUCACUUCUAACGUAUGGAACGGUUCUGAAGAACGAUCAUCUAGCCCACUACGCCGACGCAUGCUCUCACCAUAUGUCAAUGUUCAGAACCUCUCUACUACGAUCGGCCAUUUAGAGCAAGGUCCUUCCGAUGGGGGCUCGGACAGGGAAAGAUUUAAUGAAGCUCAUUUGCACUUUCUGCGCAGAUUUCAUCGAAAUUCCACGCUCUAUAACCUAAGUGAAAUGGAGCGACAAAAGCUUGGAGGCGCCGAGUACCGAGCAAUAUGCUUGUUGUCCAUUAUUGUGCCGACCUAUUUUAUCCUGUGGCAACUCCUUGGGGGGUUAGGGGUGGCAGCGUAUCUUGCAAGGAACAAAGCUUCGUUGACAGAGUCUAAUGGCCUGAACCCUUGGUUUGUUCUCAUUUCAGUGGACCGGCUUCUUUUUUGCGAUUUCUGCAUUCAACAACUCUGGGAUGAGUAUUCUCGAUGCAAACAUGGUUGGUGCUUCAGGAUUUUCUGCAAUAACUCGUUGCGUUUAACCGUCGGACAAGGUUCCAUUUCAAUCGUCGAGGUAUAUGCUUAUUACCAUGGGCUUGUUAAUAUUGGCUGGCAAUACCUGGUAAGGCACCACCAUUUCUUGUUGUCUGGUUCAAUGUUUGGUGUGCUCAUGAGGUCUUGCAGCUAUCCAAUAUUCCUGCGAUGGAUCUUAUAUACAAUCCGCCUGAUACUUCCGGAUAUCGAGUAUUACCAUCGUUUCCGUGACACACUAACCUUCCUCCUGGAUCAUCCCCGGCGAUCUUAUACUGCUUUAUUUCCUUCUGCGCACACGUGGUGGCUCCUACUCUCUGUGGUUGUCUUGAACGGUAUCGAUUGGAUAGCGUUCGAAGUACUCAACAUAGAUAAUCCAGCGGUGGACGCUAUCCCUAGAGGUUCGCGUGUUUUGGAUGGCCUGUUCCAAGCACUGUGCGUUCGAAGUGGGGGCUUCUAUAUUGUCAAUAUCUCGACUCUCCAGCUCGGAACGCUCGUUAUCUAUGUGGUAAUGAUGUAUAUCUCUGUCUAUCCAGUUGCGAUCACGAUGCGGCACUCGAAUUUAUACGAAGAGAGAAGUCUGGGAGUAUAUGCAGAUGACACCUCCGUGAAUGAGGACGAUGUGGAAUCGUCAUCAGGAGCUUCGGGAAAUCGGCCUCCCGUCACACCCGGCCUCGGGAGGAUAUAUUUUAUCCGGCAUCAGCUGCGGGCCCAAAUGGCGUACGACUUAUGGUGGAUCGCCCUGGCUGUCAUCAUAAUUUGCAUCGUCGAGGCGGGCCAGUUCACCCGGGAUCCUAUCACGUACUCUGCAUUCAACAUUAUCUUUGAGACAGUAAGUGCCUACGGAUGUGUCGGGAUAAGUAUUGGCCUUCCCAAUAAACUCUACAGUUUCUCUGGAGGCUGGCAUACCUUGAGCAAGCUUGUCCUUUGCGCUGUGAUGAUUCGAGGCCGCCAUCGUGGCCUACCAGUGGCUAUUGACAAGGCAAUCAUGCUACCAAGCGACAAACUUGUUAAAGCAGAAGAGGAAGACGCCCAGAUCAGGAUAGAACGAACGAUGAGCCGGAGAGCCCGAUGA
Messenger RNA from Penicillium riverlandense, 2304 nucleotides. Its product is annotated as Low-affinity potassium transport protein. Gene Ontology annotation, molecular function: high-affinity potassium ion transmembrane transporter activity. Lineage: Eukaryota; Fungi; Ascomycota; Eurotiomycetes; Eurotiales; Aspergillaceae. Gene Ontology annotation, biological process: intracellular potassium ion homeostasis; potassium ion import across plasma membrane. The coding region runs from base 1 to 2304 and encodes 767 amino acids. The record is from RefSeq and is a predicted model, not a curated record. The transcript is spliced from 4 exons. Gene Ontology annotation, cellular component: plasma membrane.